Lathyrus oleraceus (garden pea) is the source of this 4181-nucleotide messenger RNA. RefSeq lists its product as uncharacterized. Lineage: Eukaryota; Viridiplantae; Streptophyta; Magnoliopsida; Fabales; Fabaceae. The coding region runs from base 190 to 3840 and encodes 1216 amino acids. The transcript has 16 exons. The record is from RefSeq and is a predicted model, not a curated record. Gene Ontology annotation, molecular function: DNA clamp loader activity; ATP binding; chromatin binding. Gene Ontology annotation, biological process: DNA repair; DNA damage checkpoint signaling; mitotic DNA replication checkpoint signaling.
CACAGCUUGUUAAAAAUAAACUUUUAAUCAUACAACAUUAGCAUAUGGCGGGAACAACGCCGAACUCCCUCCAAUUUUUUCUCACGCUAAAAUUCAAGUCCUAAUCACUCUCGUCUUUUCUCCCUCCACAUUACCCCCAAAUUCCAAAACCCUAACCGACAAAUCGAACAAUUUCAGUUCUACUACGCAAUGGCCGAUCCCGUCACGGAACUCAGUCCCUCAGACAAUACCCCCAGACCGAUGACCCGCAAUGUCCGCCGGAGGUUGGUCCAAUCAACUCUCUUCCCUCACAAACCAGCAGAGCCCAGCAAUAAACCAGAGGAAAAUGGCGACAGUUGUGACGAACAAGACGAGGAUUACUGCGACACGAAGAAUCGCAGGAAGAGAAAGUCCAAAGGAAAAGCCACUCCCACAAAUAAAGGUUCCAAGAGUGCCACACCAAAGAAAAAUGCAUCAGCUAAUGGAAUUAUAGGGUCUACUUCGCUGAAUGUUUUGUCUGAUUUCGAUAAAGUUGAUAAACCUAAGCCUGAUUUGCGGUUAGAGGCAAAGUUGUCAGCUGAGGAAAAUUCAAGGUUGUUUGCCGGCCGGCAAGUUCAUCCAUUUUUUUCAUCCUGUAAAGCGGGGAAGAAAGUUCAGGAGCUGUCUGAAUCAGGAAGUGAUCUAUACAAAGCUAAGAGUGGUGAUGAAAAGAUUACCUGUGGUCCUAUUCAUGUAUUUGAAAAUAUCAAGGAUGAUACCUCAUCCCUAGACUGGAGAAACUGGACAUUUUUGAGAAAUUCCACCCAUGUGAAUGGUGGAUUAGAAAGUUCAAAUUUAUCUGUUUACGAGGGUUCUGUUGAAUGCUUAAAUUUUGAUAAACUUCUUAGUACUUUACAUCCAUUGGCGGCUUCAAGUUAUCAUUCUCCGUGUCCAGAAAAUCUGCAAGAAACAUCAUUAUCAAACUUAACUUUACAAGAGGAGCAAACAAAAAGUGCUCAGAUGCCAAAAAAUGCCAAAGUGGACUUGGAGGUGGAUGAAUCUGAUACCUUUUCUGUGCUAGCUGGCUAUUUUAGAAAGUCAUGUACUGAGCCGUCUAGUAGAUUUCUCCAAGAAAGUCUGAGGUCAUACUAUGUUGGUUGUGAGGAUAAACCAGAAGGCAGCUUAUGGGCAUACAAAUACAAGCCAACUAAAGCCGUUGAGGUAUGUGGUAAUGACGAAGCUGUGAAUUUCUUGAGUGACUGGCUACAUCAGUGGCAUGAAAGACGUUACAAACCCAGGAAGGAGACAUGUAAGAGGGAUACAAGGGUCAUGCAAGAUGAUGAUGAUGAUGAUGAUGAUUAUAUGUGUUCUGACAGUGACUAUGAUUCAGAAGAUAUGAAUGAAGAGGAUUCACUGCAGAAUGUUCUUUUAAUUACAGGACCAACAGGGAGUGGCAAGUCCGCAGCAGUCUAUGCUUGUGCCCAAGAGCAAGGCUUUGACAUAUUAGAGCUCAAUGCAUCAGAUUGUAGAAAUGGGACUGUUGUAAAGCAGUAUUUUGGAGAUGCCCUUGGUUCACAUGGGUUCAAAAGGUUAUCAGAACAUACUUUGAGUUCACAGAAGAUAACUACAAAUUUCCCCCCAGCUCCUGCUUUGAUUAAUGAUAAAGCUGUGGAUGAGGUGAAUGAUGGAGUAGUUGAACCAAUACCGUUAUCUGAUGAUGAAGCUCAUAGCCCACUUAAAACAUCCCAAAAGUUACUUGGCAAGAAUGACGCUGUCGCAUGUGAUAAAGUCCAAACUUUGAUUCUGGUUGAGGAUGUGGACAUACUCUUUCCUGAAGAUCGUGGAUGUAUUGCCGCCAUACAGCAGAUUGCCGAGACAGCAAGGGGUCCAAUUAUAUUGACCAGCAAUAGUGAUAAUCCUGGCCUUCCAGAUAAUUUUGAUAGGCUUCAUGUUUCGUUCUCAUUGCCAACGCCAAAAGAGUUGCUUUGUCAUUUGUACUCUGUUUGUCUGGGAGAAGGAGCCCCCAUCCAUCCUCUUCUACUGGAGAAGUUUAUACAGUCCUGUGGCGGAGACAUCCGGAAGACCAUUAUGCAUCUUCAGUUCUGGUUGCAGAGUAUAAUAUUUAGUAAAGAUCUAAAAGCACAGACAGGAUAUGUCUCACUUCCAUUUGAUCUUGAGGGUGGUCAUCGGAUACUACCAAAGAUAAUGCCAUGGGAUUUCCCUUCAGAGAUAUCCGAACUAAUUGAGAAUGAAUUUGUCAAAUCAGUAAAUAUAAUGGAAGAGAAUUGCAGUAUGCAAGGGUUAGAUGAAGAAGAGCUUCUUCACAUAAAUGAAGGCCAAAAUGAUUCAGAUGAGCAGUAUAUGGAGACUGAUUAUAUAAAAGCGAAGAAGGUGGAGAUGAUUAAGAGAAAUGGGUCUGUAACAGAUUAUGACGAGCUUGAAAUUCAAUACAAAGCUAUCUCUGAGUUUCCCAAUGCUUCUGGGUCCCCUGAAGCAUCCUAUCUGCAAAAUGGUCGAAGGAAACUUGUAGUAAUGUCCUCUGAUUCUGAGGAGGAGGAUUCAAAUAACCGAUAUCCUCAAGACACAGAGGACGAAGCUAACAAGAGACAUUCCAUCAAAGGAAAUAAUGAAUGUACCUCUGACAUUCAGUUGAAUGAAAACUGCCCCAACACAUCUUUUCGUAAACUGGUUUGUUCUGAAUUGGAGGAUUCAGAUGAGGAACGUAAUGAAUAUUCAAAAACAGCUGAUGUUACAUGCAUAAAUGAGACAUCUAAAUCAUUUGAUGUAUCCUGUGUACCAGAAUCAUCGUUUGUUCCUGAAACUGCUAUUGAAAGUGGACCAGAUACAAUGUCUGGAGCAGUGUCUUCUGGUCAGUGUCUAGAAGUUUCUAUGAAUAACGAGUUGAAACCGUUCACUUUAAGUGCUCGGAGGCGCUUAACAAAAUUAUCACACAAUUCAGAUAUGAUGGAUGCUGAAAUUCCAGAUUCUUCUCCAAAAGAGGCUCUACAAGAUUUUAUAGAUGAAAAUAUGGAAACUACAAUUAUCAAGGUGAUGGAUGAGUGCAGUCGUGUGGAUUUCAAAUUAAAGUCAACAUUAGUUGAGUCCAGUCCAUUAUUGGAGACAGAUAUGGUACAAAAUUUAUGGAAGAAACUCCGACAAAUGGAUUUAAGACAGCAUACUAUCUCAGAACAGCCAGGGGCUUCUCAAGUUGUUAAACUUGCUAGUGGGUUGAGCAAUCUAAUUUCAGAAGCUGAUUUGUUUCACAAUUACCAACAUAAACACGAUAUUUCGGAGCCCCGGAGCUUUGUUUCUAAUGAAGCUACAACUAGUUAUAAUGACGAAACAAUGAUGUCCACAGUUACUGUACAUGGGUUUUGUUCUUAUGUUAAACUUAUAACAGAUGUUGGAUCAAAGUUUGGUUGUGCGGACAUGAUUGAUUUAACUUCUGAGAUGUUGGCUUCCACAACUAAUACAAUGGCAUUGGGGAAAUUAUCCAGACAGGAUCUUGCCAAAAACACAGUUAUUUAUACUGGGAAGGAAUUAGAGUUGAACAACCCCAUAAGUAAUGUGAAGAAGAGUGAAAAUAAAGCAUCUCUGUUUGAGGCUGUCCAAUCCAUUGUUCCUGCAAGAAUAUCCUUAGCACUGAAAGGUGAUAUCUUCUAUGAAUAUUUAUCUUCAAUGCGCCAAAUUUCAAGGUCAGAAGCAGUCCGUGUUUCACAAUGUGUUGAAAAGAAGAGAAGAGGAAGGUCGCAGGGGUUUCAACAUUAUUUGAGCAGAUGUACAAUGUUGUCUCCUGAAGCUAUAACGUUGGUCAGUAAUAGUGAUCUGUACAAAAAGAUUUCUUCACAACAUACAACUAACGUGGAAAGUACACCAUUGUAGCUUAUAGGUUUAGUAAUACAGCUAUCAGUUCUCUGAUAUAUUGGUAAUUGGUUCCUUUAAGCAAACUACAAGAACACCCCUAUGAAUAAACACAGUAUGGUGAAAUGCUAUGCACUGGAAUGUGGGAAGCAAGGCUGGUUGUCACACACCUCAGGCUGUUAAAAGUCCAUGUCUUAUGUUUUUGCAAAUGAUGACUGUCUUUAGGCUGAAGUUGUAAACUAAAACUAGAACAGUGGUUGAUAGAAGUUACAAGUAGGAAUUGCUCCGUUCUUAAAAAUAAUUUACUAGUCAUUUUUUUGUAAAGUUUAAAUUAGUAUUAUCUAUGUAUGGACGAUUUGUUA